This is a messenger RNA of Phascolarctos cinereus (koala), 5719 nucleotides long. RefSeq names its product N-myristoyltransferase 1 (gene NMT1). Gene Ontology annotation, biological process: N-terminal peptidyl-glycine N-myristoylation. Gene Ontology annotation, cellular component: cytoplasm. The record is from RefSeq and is a predicted model, not a curated record. Lineage: Eukaryota; Metazoa; Chordata; Mammalia; Diprotodontia; Phascolarctidae. Gene Ontology annotation, molecular function: glycylpeptide N-tetradecanoyltransferase activity.
CUCGUGAUUUCUGGGUAACGUAGUCCGUUCUUAUCGGUUCUCAGAAAAUGAACCCUCCCCUUCUACCCGUUCGUUCCCUUCCGUAAAGACUACAAAGCCCAGAAAACAUCGCCGGUUCCUCCUCGUCCAAUAGCAGUCCCUCAUGAAGCGGGGCGCGGAGCCCGGCUCUCCCAACUCAAGAUGGCGGAUAAGAGUGAGACAGCAGUGAAGCAGCAGCCGCCGCCGCCUCCGACGCCGCAGCUGAUGGAAGGGAACGGGAAUGGCCAUGAGCACUGCAGCGACUGCGAGAACGAGGAGGAGAACAGCUACAACCGGGGUGGUUUGAGUCCAGCAAAUGACAGUGGAGCCAAAAAGAAGAAAAAGAAGCAGAAAAAAAAGAAAGAGAAAAGCAAUGAAACAUUGGAUGCUGCCCAAGACCAGCCUGUGAAGGUGAACUCUUUACCAGUGGAGAGAAUCCAGGAAAUACAGAAAGCCAUUGAGCUGUUUUCAGUAGGCCAAGGACCUGCCAAAACAAUGGAGGAAGCCAGCAAGCGUAGUUACCAGUUUUGGGACACCCAGCCUGUACCUAAGCUUGGAGAAGUGGUGAAUACCCAUGGUCCCGUGGAACCUGACAAAGACAACAUCCGUCAAGAGCCCUAUACCCUGCCCCAGGGCUUCACCUGGGAUGCCUUGGACCUAGGGGAUCGAGGUGUGCUGAAAGAACUGUACACCCUCCUGAAUGAGAAUUACGUGGAAGAUGAUGACAACAUGUUCCGAUUUGACUACUCACCUGAGUUCCUUUUGUGGGCUCUUCGCCCCCCGGGCUGGCUCCCCCAAUGGCACUGUGGAGUCCGAGUCAUCUCAAGCAACAAACUGGUGGGCUUCAUCAGUGCCAUUCCUGCAAGGAUCCAUAUCUAUGACACAGAGAAGAAGAUGGUAGAGAUCAACUUUCUGUGUGUCCACAAGAAAUUGCGUUCCAAGCGGGUGGCACCAGUGCUGAUUAGAGAGAUAACCCGGAGAGUCCACUUGGAGGGCAUCUUCCAGGCUGUUUACACUGCUGGGGUAGUACUACCCAAACCUGUCGGCACUUGCAGGUACUGGCACCGAUCCCUUAACCCACGGAAGUUGAUUGAAGUGAAAUUCUCACAUUUGAGUAGGAACAUGACCAUGCAGCGCACCAUGAAGUUAUACCGACUACCAGAGACUCCAAAAACAUCUGGGUUGCGACCCAUGGAAAAGAAGGACAUUCCAGUGGUUCACCAACUCCUGACCAAGUACUUGAAGCAGUUCCACCUGACCCCCGUCAUGAGCCAGGAAGAGGUGGAGCACUGGUUCUUCCCUCAGGAGAACAUCAUUGACACUUUUGUGGUGGAGAAUGCAAAUGGUGAGGUGACGGACUUCCUGAGCUUCUAUACUCUGCCCUCCACCAUCAUGAACCACCCGAUCCACAAGAGCCUGAAAGCUGCUUAUUCCUUUUACAACGUUCACACCCAGACCCCACUUCUAGACCUCAUGAGUGACGCUCUGGUCCUCGCCAAAUUGAAAGGAUUCGAUGUAUUCAAUGCACUGGAUCUCAUGGAAAAUAAAACAUUCUUGGAGAAGCUGAAAUUUGGAAUCGGGGAUGGCAACCUGCAGUAUUAUCUCUACAAUUGGAAAUGCCCCAGCAUGGGAGCAGAGAAGGUUGGACUGGUGUUGCAGUAAUCAGCUGCCAAUGAAAAUUGGACAAAGCCACUGAGAAUUCAGAGCAGGACGUGGAACCCGCCGCUGUUGGUCUGAUUUUCAUGGAAGCGAGAAUCCCCAGCUGAGGGAACAGAACAGAACCAGCUAUACCAAACAGCCACUGACUUUGACAGUUGUAUCACAACGGCGCAGGCCGUCACCUCUGGCAGCUUCUCUGGUCUCUGUUUUCCAAUUCAUUACAUCCUCAUGCAGCCAUGAUCAAGGGAAUGUAACUGCUGAAAACUAGCUCAUGAUUGGCAUAUUAUGGAGUUAACGGGUGAAUAAUAAAAAUAUAUAUAUUAUAUAUAUAUAAUAUUUUAAAUAUCUUUCAUGUUCCAGACUUACAAGGAUGUUUGGUCCCUAAUGAAAAGCUGUGUCCGGCAAAAAUCCUUAAAAUAAGAGCCAGGGAUUCAGCAUGUUAGUGCCACCAGUCAAUGCCCUCAGAAGAAUGGCAUUGGCAUUGACAUUUGGGGGUGGGGUGGCAAGGGUGAUGCAAGUGUGAGCAACCUCCCCCUUGGUUCCCAUCUGCUUUGGGAGUGGAACAGGUGAAGGGGGUAGGUAUUUAAGUAGGAGCAGAGUAGAGUAAGAGAAGUUCAGGUCAUUGCUGAAUCCUACGGAUGUGCUCAGGGCUGGUAACAUGACACGUGGGCCCAGGCUGAGAUGGAGUCCCAUGGAUAGAGCUGUAGAGUGAGCGUCAGGCCCACGCUGCCAAUGCUUCUACCUGGGCCCAAAAAGCAUCACGGAGUCUGUUGGAAAUGGGUAGGGGAGAAAGUUUUAUGGACACAGCUCUCCUGGGCAGUUCCAGUAAGGAUUUAACUUAUUCCCUACUCCUUCCAUUACCAUCAUUACAGUCUCUACUCUCUAAGAAACUAAUUUGUUGAUUCCUUUUUUAAAGGGCUAUGUGGAUAGUUGUUGCCAUCCUUUGUAGGGAGAACAUCCCCUUUGUGGGAUGUUAGAUCUGCUCAGUGUGACUGUCAGCUCGAAGGGGACCUCAGACCUCCUUGUAGCUUCUGGGACAGUACUGAGUGCAUGGCAGUGCCAUUCCUGUUAGCAGAAGCAUGUCCCACUGCCCGGGGUACGUGUGUGCAUGAGUGACAACUGUCAGGAGAUGACGAUGGCCAUGGGGCUGCUCACCCAAAUGCCUUUCUGCCACCAGUCAUGAGCCCGUGCCUUCCAGCUGUUCUCAUCACAUUAACCAUUCCCCACUGCCCAUUCUGGAUACCCCUUUGUGCUUCCUCAGGGACCAGCCCAUGGAGCAGCUGGGGCUGGGGAGAGGGAUUUUGGUUUUAGACAGAUUAGGAAACUCAGCUAUAAGAAAGAAAGGGGUUUUUCAUGCUGUUGUCUUGGCCUGUAUUUCAGUGCUGGGUGGUUUCAUGCUUGUAAUGGCCCUUAACUUACAAAAAAAAAAAAGAGUAAUAUAAUCAUUUUUCAGAGGUGCUGAACAGAGUGGGGCCAGGGAGCAUUGUUUUGCCAAGUUUUGUUUUCACCCAAGUACAAUCUCAUAGUUUUUGUUCUAGAGAGAAAAAAAAAACCUCAGUGGUGGACAGAGAACAUGAUGUACAGGGGUGUUCUUGCUCCUUUUACCUUUUGGGCUCUUUCAGGUGAAAGUGAAACCUCAGUUGGAAGGCCAGGCGAAGCCAUCUCUGGUCCCACUGACUGAAGCCACCUUUGCCAGAGUCGGGUUUGUUCCAAGGUAUGGGUUUGGUUGGCAUUUUCAGGGGACAGUUCUGAAGUAAGGGGUGUUUUCGUAUGAACUUGACCACGAUGUGUUUGAAGACUGAACUAAUUGGGUGGUGUUGGGAUUUAUGGAAAUCCUGCUUGCCCUCUGUAGACGUAUAGGAAUGGGUCAAAGUCCCCCCAGCACUGGAGUUAAGUUUGUUCAAAGAUCUUUAGAGCCCUACCCUUUCAUUCCCCCCCCCCCCAUCCCUACCCUGUGAAUUAUUUUAAAAAGAACACUCAUCACUUCAGGACCCAGUGGAUAAUAGUGGAUCUUUGAGCCCCUUAAAGCAAGGCUACUGAGACCAAAGCAGCUGCCUAUUGGACAGCAGUAUCCUCAUGGAAAAUUAAAUGGGAGGGAGCAGGAAGCCAAGGUGUCCCAGACUUGGUCUUCUUUAUCGAGAUUUAAGUCCACCAAAGUCUAACAAACCCAAUUACCCACUCUUUUCCUGCCUUAGGCAAUGGGGUGAAAAGGGGAAAGUCCUGUCCUAGAGCUGCUUUGAACCACCUCAGACAAGGCCAUGAUCAGAGAGGCAUGUGUGGGAUUCUGGGGCGCUCUUUCAAUUGUCUCAAGCUUUCUCAGGGGAUGAGAAGAUGAGUUUGCUCAUCUUGGUUAGCGUGGAUCAUGAAAUGGAAACUCAGGUGCUUAACCCCGCUGGCCCAGGAAUGUACAGAACCCUUGGCAAAGAUUUCUUUCCAGGAUUGUGAAGCCCCAAGGCCUUUAUACAGUUGGCACCAUGUGGCCAGGUGUGAGAUCCUGAGCACCAGUCCCUUGGCUUGCUCAUGAAUACAAUCAUCAUUUGAUCAAAAUGCCAAGACUUUGAAUUCCCAUGAUCCUUUUCUGCUUGCUGUGCCAUUUCAUCUAGAUCUUCAAGAGUCAGCAUAGAGUUGUUAUUAAACCAGCCCCUGGAGUUUGAUCCCACCCUCUAUCCCAUCCUUGGGAUUUCUAGGCCUAAGCCCAGAAGGAAGAACCACUGUAAGAUCCCAGGUCCUCCUUCCAGCUCUUGGAGUAACCAGGGAAGCUGAUGGUCAGUGGUGCCACUACAUCCCUAGAGGGGGGCUUACCAAAGGGAUCUAAUGGACCCAGGUGGCAUCCUGUGAUUUCCUGUGAAUUUUUGCUUCUUUAUUGUGGUGCCCUGGCCCUCUGGCCUCAUACAUUGCUACCCAGGUUGGCUUUAAACACAUCCUUUUCCAAAGACUUCUUUGGAAUUGCUCUCACUAUGUGACUGCUGAUCCUAUGGUACAGUUUGGUAGGCUCCCACCGGCUCUUGCAAUUAAAGCCUUCUCUUGCCUGAGCCAGAAACCUGAAGGAGAAGGCCUCCUGUGACACCAGCUCCUUCCCCACCCCCAGUUACCCUUUGCUGCAUGAGUGCUAUUCUGAAGAAGCUUUGUUCCAAGGUGAAGAUUAAAAAACAAAAACAAACCAGUCCAGUCCACCUCAGUUUAGUGGGGACACACUAAAGCAGUGCUGUUUGCCCUUCAAGUCUGGAGGGAAAAUUAAGUCCUGCUUUUUCGGACCCACCUCCAGCUUCCUUUUCCUUCCUUUUUUUCUGGCUUAGGCCACUCUGGAGCCUAGAUGGAAGUUCCUUUGUGUAUGUUGAGGCAUCUCAAUUGUACCUCCCAAAAGAUAAACCAUUAAAAACUGAAAUGUGUGGUAGACUUCAGUGGACUUCUAAUGGAGCUGAGCUAGGAAGGCUUCAGGCUACCUGCAGUGGACUAAAUAAUGAUGGUCCCAAAGCAAGUGAAUGAUGAGAUCUUCAGGGGUGUUGCUAUCCAGACUUGGGCUAAAGAAGGUGAUGCCCUGUGAUGGGGAGAAGCCAGAAUUGUCUCCUCCCAGAACUCCCUGCCUCUUAUAUCGAGCUCAGCUGGGGUGGGAGAUGGGUGGGAGUCUGGUCCUCCUUUGAGAGCCUUGUUAAGGUAGACAUAAGAUCAUCAGUUUGUAACUUUCUACUGUGUGACUUGGUAGAACUGAAAAAUGUGACUUUGGGUGUCUCCCCCUCCCCCCCGGGGAAGGUGGGUUUGCCACUGAGAACACUGGAUAAUGGAUCUUAACAGGUGGGCCCUGAAUAGUGGGGGGUCCUCCAGGCUGGGGGGGUUUCUCUGGAUGCUGCCCAGGGGAGGAAAUGAAGCCUCACCUUUUUGUUCUCAAGUUUCUUGGUGUAUUGGGGUAAAGAUGGAGGCAUUUUGGAGGGGGAGGUUUGGUGAAGUAGCUUCCAUUUCAGAGGAACAAGGGAUAAAGAAGUUGUGUGUGGCUGGUCAUGAGUGAUUGCAAUUUCCUUAAUUCUAAUAAAGCAGCUGAAACCCU